Passer domesticus (house sparrow) is the source of this 9475-nucleotide messenger RNA. It is a transcript of the gene NR2C2, whose product is annotated as nuclear receptor subfamily 2 group C member 2. The transcript has 15 exons. Gene Ontology annotation, biological process: anatomical structure development; positive regulation of embryonic development; positive regulation of transcription by RNA polymerase II. Lineage: Eukaryota; Metazoa; Chordata; Aves; Passeriformes; Passeridae. Bases 1014 to 2903 code for a protein of 629 amino acids. Gene Ontology annotation, molecular function: RNA polymerase II cis-regulatory region sequence-specific DNA binding; zinc ion binding; nuclear receptor activity. The record is from RefSeq and is a predicted model, not a curated record.
AAAAAAUAUCAGCAUACUGACUGCGUAACUAUUCAGUCAACAGCAACCUCUUGUUUCUGUGAUUGUUGCAUUCAACUGCUACCUCUUCCAUAUGUUUUCUUUCAGGUGUUACCUUAUUCAUCUAACUGCUCCUUAAAUUAGCUUCUGUAAAAAUUAGACUCAAGGGAAACUUACUAGAAGCAUUAAGAACAUUUUAAUAUGAGUAGGUUAAGAAAUAGCUAGUUAUGACAGGUGGUGAACAUCUGAUAGCCUGUGAGAAGACAAGCACUGAAAGGUGGUAAACUCUUAAACCACCUCAGCUACACCCAAACCUGUUUCAUGCCUAUUAUUGUGUGUUUCAAGGCACAACAUACCUCACAACCAGCUUUGCCGUAAGAGCCCUAAUCAAUGACAUUGACUUCACAAAAUUAAAUAAAAACUCGACACUCUGCCGGCAGCGUUUGUGAGCUUGCUCAACUGUGAGCCCACUUUUUACUGCAUCGCCAGCGAGCACCAAGAUACACCUGGAACAUCAAUACCAUCAGCGCUCUGGACAGCCACCGCCAACCCGCUACCUCGGCCUUCCGGCUCCCGAGGAGCCUCCCGAGCGAGAGGCACCAGGGCGGUGAACGCGCUUCCCCCGGCCGCGCAGAGGCCCGGCCGAGCGGCGCGGCCCGGCGGGCUCGCAGGCCCAGGUAGCCCGGUAGCCCCUCCCCGCCGCCGGCCCCGCCCCGCGGGGGAUGGAGGGGCCGCGGCCGGGCUGGCGCUGGAAGAGGAAGCGGGGACGCGCUACCGGGCGGCGGCGGUGGGGUCACGAACUCUGACCUGUCACAGGGCACGGCACACACAACAAAACACCCCCGGCCCCAACACAGCCCCGGCCCCCUCCCCUCCGCGGGCCCCACAGCCCCUUGCAGCCCCCGCGGGGGGAGGGAGGGCCGCUGCUGGGCACCGGCCUGCCCGGGCCCGGUCGGGUCACCGCCACUGCACCUUUGGCGCCCAUUCCUGAGGUUCUCUAAUGGUCUUGUCUCACCAUGGCAACCAAUAUGGAGGUGCCGGCUCAGCAGGUAGUGGAGACUCAGCAGGUGGCUGAGGUGCCGACUGUUCAGACUUCGCUAUCUGAAUCUCCAGUGAUGACCAGCCCUUCCCAGCGUAUCCAGAUAAUUUCCACAGACUCCUCUGUAGCUUCACCACAACGCAUUCAGAUUGUGACAGAUCAGCAAACAGGUCAGAAAAUUCAAAUAGUGACAGCAGUGGAUUCAGCUGUGUCUCCAAAGCAACAGUUCAUUUUAGCUAGUCCAGAUGGAACUGGUGCAGGAAAGGUGAUCUUGGCAGCACCUGAAACAUCUAAUGCCAAGCAGCUUAUCUUUACCACCACAGACAACAUUGUGCCAGGCAGAAUUCAGAUAGUGACAGACUCUGCUUCAGUGGAACGCCUACUAGGAAAAACUGAUGUUCAGCGGCCCCAGGUAGUAGAAUAUUGUGUAGUCUGUGGUGAUAAAGCAUCAGGUCGUCAUUAUGGUGCUGUCAGUUGUGAGGGAUGCAAAGGUUUCUUUAAAAGGAGUGUAAGGAAGAAUUUGACCUACAGUUGUCGUAGCAACCAAGACUGUAUCAUCAAUAAACACCAUCGGAAUCGAUGCCAGUUUUGUAGGCUUAAGAAAUGUCUAGAGAUGGGCAUGAAAAUGGAAUCGGUUCAAAGUGAAAGAAAGCCUUUUGAUGUGCAACGUGAAAAACCAACCAACUGUGCAGCUUCUACUGAAAAAAUCUAUAUAAGAAAAGAUCUUCGAAGCCCUCUAAUAGCAACUCCAACAUUUGUGGCAGAUAAAGAUGGGACACGGUCAGCCGGUCUUCUUGAUCCGGGAAUGCUCGUGAAUAUUCAGCAGCCUUUGAUCAGGGAUGAUGGUACAGUCCUCCUAACUGCUGAUUCCAAGGCUGAAACAAGCCAGGGUGCCUUAGGAACACUGGCAAAUGUUGUAACAUCUCUCGCUAAUCUCAGUGAGUCACUAAAUAAUGGAGAUACUUCUGAAAUUCAACAAGAAGAGCAAUCUGCAAGUGAGAUUACACGGGCAUUUGAUACCUUGGCUAAGGCACUUAAUACUAUAGAUGGUACAACAGCUCAUAACUUGGCAGAUGGGAUGGAUCCUACAGGAGGAGGGAAUAUUCAUGUAAUCAGUAGAGAUCAGUCAACACCAAUUAUUGAAGUGGAAGGACCCCUACUUACAGAUACACAUGUCACAUUUAAGCUCACAAUGCCCAGUCCGAUGCCAGAGUACCUUAAUGUACACUACAUCUGUGAGUCAGCAUCACGACUCCUUUUCCUCUCUAUGCACUGGGCUAGGUCCAUACCUGCAUUUCAAGCUCUUGGGCAGGACUGUAAUACGAGCCUUGUGCGUGCCUGUUGGAACGAACUGUUUACCUUAGGGCUGGCACAGUGUGCACAGGUGAUGAACCUGUCAACUAUCCUGGGAGCGAUUGUCAACCACCUCCAGAACAGCAUACAAGAAGAUAAACUUUCUGGCGACAGAAUAAAGCAAGUCAUGGAACACAUCUGGAAACUUCAGGAGUUCUGUAACAGCAUGGCCAAGCUUGAUAUUGAUGGAUAUGAAUAUGCAUACCUUAAAGCUAUAGUCCUUUUUAGCCCUGAUCACCCUGGUCUGACCAGUUCAACCCAAAUAGAAAAAUUCCAGGAGAAGGCACAGAUGGAAUUGCAGGACUAUGUACAAAAAACCUAUCCAGAAGACACUUAUAGGCUAGCCCGGAUCCUAGUUCGCCUGCCAGCACUUAGGCUGAUGAGCUCUAGCAUCACCGAGGAACUGUUUUUCACAGGUCUCAUUGGAAAUGUUCCCAUUGACAGCAUAAUCCCCUACAUUCUCAAAAUGGAAACAGCAGAAUAUAAUGGUCAAAUAACUGGCACGUCUGCAUAGAGGGAACAAUGUCAUUUGAGGGAUUGAAGUAAUUUUCACAAAAACUGUAUAAUUACAAAGUUAAAACAGUAGUGUUUUGGUAUGUGCAGAUAAUUCCAACUUGUUAUCAGUUUCCUGACAGAUUUCUCCUUGUCUUUUUCUGAUGUUGACAAAAUUUAAAGCAGCUAUUAAAACACCUACUAUAGGACCUUUCCUGCCACAAGGAAUAUUUUUGAUGCCUUUCAUUUAAAAGGCCGUAGAUUACUGAACAUACUUUUCACAUGCUUUGUAUUUAGAAACUAUCAGUGGUUAAAAAGAGUUUUAUAAUAUCAGAGUAGUAAUAAAAUUACUUUAAAAGUAAAAAGAACAGUAUGUAUAUAUUUAAAAAUAUCCUUGGAAUGAAUGUCUAGCAAAUGCCAGGGUAUAAUACUAGCACUUUGUAAUCACUUCUUGUCAGAGCAACAGCAUCAUCAACAUCCUGCUUAUGAGUAUGGAAAAUGAAAAAAAUGCAUAUGUCCUUAGUCAAAAUGCUAGUGAUUUUUGUAAAAAUGUAGAAUGCUAAAGAAGACAAUCAUUUAAUCUACAGAAAGUCACUUGCUGUUAUGUUAUGCAUGAAAUAUUAAUGUGGGUCCUUAAAUCAGAUAUCCACAUUAUAUGAAACUAUAUCUGUUAAAUUAGUGCAGUUGUAAUACAUGGUACAGUGCAGUCAUAGUGACUAUUAUGUGCUACAGGAAUUCCCCAUGCUAGAGAAAAAAAAGUGUUUGUCACAAUAAUGAUUAAAUAUGCAGGUUCCUUAAAGUGUUUAUUCAGACAAACACAAUCAUGCCAAAUGUUAUUCUAAGAAGCAGCCUUUCGACUUUGGGGAAAAGCAGUCAUUAACUGGAAGAGCAGUAAUUUUCAAAUAGAGCGGUGUGAUGCUCUUUGAGUGUGCUCUUUGUAUGCUCCAAAUUUACUCCUCCUCUCUGUACUCUGAACACCCUCAUAAUGUGGCCACAGGGUACAAUUUAAGACCUGAACUGUGUACCUCUGGUCAUCGGCAUGAGUUUAUUACAAAGUUCUCUCACUUUUAUCUCUCGCUCCCUCCCUCACGGAGCCCUCCCAGUUUUGCAGUGUUCUCAACUUUCCUGUCACUCAGUAUGAAACCAAAAUAUAGUUAGGAUUUACUCUCACUCAUGUACAAUUGCAGUUGAUGAUUGAUGCACCAUGGAGGUAUUAAAUGAACUACUUUUUAAUUGUCUCGAGUGAUGAGCCAUCAACAUGUUUGCUAGUAGCUGCUAGCAUAGGUUUCAUUUUAGUAUAAUUUACUAUUAUGGCUGUUCACUAUAUUAAAAUCAAUAGGGUUUUUUAAGUCAUAGCAAUUAAUACCUUCAUCUGAUCCUGGCACAUUAGAUGCAUUAAUUAUUUUAAUUAUUUGUGUGUUAGAGGCAUUCGUACUUUAGUAGAUUUAUGUGACAAAACUUAUCUAAUGGUAAGUUCAGCACUUUGGUUUUUCUUCUGUUAUUGAUAUUUAUUUAGAAACAUCAACUAGGUUGGUGUUUGUGACUUUUCAGAGUCUGAAUUGUAGCCAGAAGACCUUAAGCAGCUUUAGAUGAGGCUUCUAAAGUAACAAAAAGAGCUUGUAUACUUCAUGCUUGUUAGGAGGCUGACAUUUGUAGCACUUACUGUGACACAAAAGACAAUUUAAUUUUAGCUUCUAGAUGCAUUAAAGUCUUCUACUGUUACUAUUUUUAGCACAUUCAGAAUCUUCUUUUCUCAGAAGGGUAUUACAGAGUCCAGUAUCCUUACAGAGAUUUGGAGUCAAAUUAUCACAGUCACAAAGUGAUUCCAGGAAAAGUUCAUCUCACUGAAGCUCUACUUCGUGCCAAUAUUUAUUCUCUUCAGAACUUCUGAGGUUCUAUUUCUGCUGCUCUUGAAAUGAAAAUAUUUUAACUUGACAGACAUACAGUAAUAAAUUAUCUGAUUUAUCUGAACCUGAGCAAAUGUGUAUACUAGUCACAAUUCCAUCAGACAAAUGUUAGAAUUCUGUGCUGACUGAGACUGGGGCAUGAUAAUGAGGCAAUGUAGGGAAUGAUAAUGAGGCAGUAAUGUCCACUGUGCUUCAUUUGUUUUCCAACUCUUUUGCAAAGGAACUGGAUUUGAAUCUUGUAGAUAAAAAGCACUUGGGACUAGCUUUGUCCCAUAUGAUUUUAAUUGCAUUUGUGACAAAUGUAGGUAUACUCUUUUCUUCCUUUUAUUUACUUACAUGGGACUGUAGAGUCAGAACUAACAUCAUGUACAAAAGUAAUCUUUCUCAGCGUAUUUACAUUGCUUAUGAAUUGGCUGCAAUGCUUUGGUGUCUGUGAAGUUACUCUGGCAUGAAACUGGUAGAAGAGGAAAAAAUCUCCAGGGAGAGAUCCUUCUAAGAAGUCAUACAAAGCUUUCUUUUAGCUGCCUUAAAAUGUUAGAUCAUUAAGAAGGCUUAGUUUUCAGAGCACACUGUGGCAAGAAACUAUGGUUGCUCUCCACUGAUUAGCUGGCGUCAUUGGCCAAGUCUCCUUUCACCAUCUUCUGAAGCCCAUGGCCCCCCAGACAGCCACGACGCCUCUGGUGAGGAGCUCUGGUUCCAGAUCUGUGCGCAGAAUCCAGCAGCUCUGCAUCACCAUUACAGUUCCCUUUGGCAAAGGGCACAUUCUGAGGCUGCCAUAGAGAAGCCAAGUCAGGGCUGAAGCUGACUGAAGUAGGUGAAAUCAGUUUCCUGACUCUUGUUUCUCCUUUGGCAGAGACUGUAAAACACUUGUGUGGUUUUUUUAUUGUUCUGUAUAGUACACAGAACUCAUUCUUGAAUGAAUUAUUUCAUUCAGGAUACUGCAGGUGUCAGUAGAUUUUCCUGCCCAUUAAAGUUCAGAGAGUAGUUAGGAUUCUUUCCUGAUUACCUGCUGUUUAAUUAGUAAAAGACAAUUUUAAAUAAAUAGCACCAAAUAGCAUGACUAGGAAAGGGUUUCAGGAAUAUAGAUUAACCAGGAAGACAGAACUGGAAAUUAAUGGGUUGAGGGUACUGCUCAAUCAGUGACAAAGCAGCUUCCUGCACUAACAGCACCAGUCAGGGCUCUGUUUGAAACAGGAGAAGUGAGCAGUAGAACUGGCAGAUCAGUCAGACACACAGGUGUACCAACACAUACCUAUUGGAUGAUACCAUCCUGGAAAGAACAAAAAUGUUGAUUUUCUAUUUGAGAUCCCUCUCUUCCUCCCCAGUUACUCUUAAUAGUGCAAAACCAGGGCAUGUUGGGGUUUUUUUUUCACCUACUCUUGUCCAUAAGAGGAAAAGCAUAAAUGCCAGAAAACACAGGCAGAUUCCCCCCUGUUCCCAGGGUUUGCCACACAGCAACAGAAGAGCUUUUGCAGGAGUUGGCUUUGGUGAUAAGCAUGGGCCAGCUGACAACAGCACACAACAGUGUGCAGUCCUAACAGCUCCAAACAUCCAGGAUGAAACAGCCAAAUGAGCGCAUGGUCACCCUAGAGAGGAAAGUGAGGGCUAGAGGAAGGACAAGUUGCCAGCAUCUACUGGAUCUUGAAUGACAGGAACUUAGUUUAGAAACAGCUUUAUAUGAAAAAUUACCAAGAGGGGAUGGAAAAGGAGAGAAAACGAAAGCAUUUACUUUUUGCACCUUUUAAUUCUAAAGUUGCUGAGUCAUUUUAAUAGUAAAUACUCCUGAAUUAAGUUCAGGCUUAUUGUUUGAUGCCAUUAGCCCAUGUUAGAUAAUGCUCCAACCCUACUUCAGCUGCAAUCAGUGUUAUCAACAUAUGGGAAAUUAUUUGUGAAAAAAAAAAAAAAUUAGAAAGUUCUUUAUACUGGGGUUACAAGUUAAAGUAAAAUUCUUUGUAAAGUUUAGAUGCUCUAAGUUUAAGCAUCUAAAGUUUAGAUGUUUUUUAUUGUGAAGUCAAGCUAAGUUCAUCACAGGUAAUACUGUUGUAAUGUUCCAUUAAUGCCCACAAUCUGUUCAAUCCUCUGAGUUACGUGAAUGCUUUAUGAAAAUGGCUUAUUAUUGUUAAAUUCCUGCCUUUCUUUUUAAGGGGUUUGAUAGAGUUAUACAUGUCUGUUUUGUGCCUCCCACCAUGGUGCAUUUCUGCAUGUUCAGUUCUAGAACUCACUCGAGCAGCUGAUGCAUAUGUACAUAGCUGUAUGUAUGUGUGUAUGAAUGUAUAUGUUUAUACCUCUCUGUCUAAAUAUAUUCUGUACAGUGUAUAGGAAAUGUGUAGUGUAUGUAUAUAUGUACAGAUAUGGAGCCAUUAUUCAUCUAUUCUGUGUGCUAAAGUUUUUUAUUCAUUUGCUAAUCAAGAGCAUCCUAAUUUGGUGAAUCCUCACAAAUUUCAGAGCUUUGCACCUUUUUUCUAAAGCAGUCUGAAUCCACUAUUUGCUGUUCAGAACUGACAAAUAUAUUCCAUGAAUUUUCUUGCUUUUAUAUUAUUCUCUUUACCUUUUCUCAUUUGACCUAUAGAGGUCUGCUCAUCAAUAGUCAAUAUUAAGCAUAUAAUGCCUUUUAAAAAUAAUGAAUAAAUAACUAUAGUCAUAGAAAAUGCUUCCCUGCUCAUUAUAUACUCAUUCUUUUCCAGCCCUCCUGAGAUACUUUUGUAAAGUUGUAUUUUUUGUGAAGCUUGGUAAGAGACUGAUUUUUUGGUUUUAAGUCUUCAUCUAUGGCUAAUUGAAAGUAAACCAAGUUGCCAGUUAUCACUGAACUGCAGCACACAGAACAGGAGGUGACAGAUGCUGUUUAAUAAAUCAGUAGUCCUAUUGUCGUAGCAAUCUCAGGAAAUCAACCUGUGAGUUAGAGACUGUGUGCUCUGGUCAGUGAAACAGCAGCUCUGGUAUAAUGGUAAUUAAAUAGUAGGGACAUUGCAGGUAGUUUAUUUCUUAGCAAGCAUCAAGACAUCUUCAGGAUUUUCACAAUGUGUUUCAAUUGUAUAUUUACUUUCCAAAGUUUUUAUUUUCCAACCUAAACUGAACAUAGCUAGUUUCUUAAUUUAGUUGUCAGACUAAUGUCCCUUUCCACAUUCUGUCCUCUCCUGGGUCUGCAAUCUGUGCAGUUCCUGCACUGCCUGUGACAGUGCCACUGUCCAUGUGGGACCUGUGCACACAGUUGGGAAAUGAGAUGUGGAGAAAGACAAUUUCUUAUUCAUAAUGAGGACUCAAACAUUUACAUUAUCAAAGCUUGUUCUUCCCUUUAGAUGAAGUUAAAAAGGAAGCCUUCAUAAAGUAAAUAUGUUUGUUAACUGUGGGUUUUUAAAAAACCAUUUCGCAGACCAUGCAGGGCAGUAGUUCGGCAAGUCUUGUUUCUGUCAUUAAAAAGGUGAAACAGAAUUUUCUGGGCAUUUAUUUCCACCUUUUGUGCUCACUGUGACAAAGACUUGUGUAUGCUUAAUCCGAUACUAAGACACUAAUCAAAACAGCAUAAACUUUGUGCAUGCUUAAAGUGAACCACAAGUCUGAGGAAAGUUUGCUAUGGAAAAUGCUGAGAAUGCUCUUUCUUAGUAUAUUGGUUAGUGAGCAUUUGUAAGCUUUUAUUUCAAAUAUAGGAAUAAACCUAUAGCAUUUCAAAACCUUAUUUCUGUGAUUUUCAGCAGGAAAAAUAUGUAAAUUAAUGUCAGGAAUUUCUGUGACAGAUGUUCCUUCGAUGGUGUCUGGACAAUUGGUGGUGUUUGAAUGCUUGCUUUCCUCUCUAAAGGUAAAUAGAAACCUGAAAGUCUGUUAAAGUCACUGUACUGCAGGAACACUUUUAAAGUUUAGGAUGCCAAUUGGGGCAUUAAUGCAAGACUGAAUAUGUUUAAAAACUCAACUGUGAAUUCAGGAAAAAAAAAAUGCAAAGUUCAGUGAACCAAAUGUGUUAUAUACACAUUUGAAUUGUUUGCAUUCUGAAGGACAAAAUGUGCUCAAAUUUAGUGGCAAUAAAGGCUCUGCAAUAAUACAACACAGGUCCAUUUUACAGUAUUUUCAUGACUGUGGGUUAAAAUAGGACUUAAUAAAUUUAAAACAUAAAGCACAGUCUUUAAGAAGAAAACAUUUUACUUACAGCUGGUAUAUGUUAAAUUUUCUGUAUAUGGAAUCAAGAUCAAAUGUUGGAAUAUUUUUAGUAAUUAAUCUGUACUCUGAAAUACACUGGAAGCCAGUGUUCAUAGUUUCCUAACUGAAAACUGCACAGUUGUAUCUGCAUUGGCAUACUAUGGAGUGCUGAGCUCCUAAAAAACAGCAAAUUUUUGAAAAAAGGAAGUAUCUGCUUUCAGUUCCUUGGGGUAUUUUCUGGAAGUCUGUAUUCCUUAUAAUUUAGAAAACUAAAACUGCAAAAAUUUCUAAUUUCUCACAGCUUCUUUUCUGAAAUCGGUAUUGUUGUGUGUGAUAGCAUUUAAAAAUAAUAGCAUGUUCUUUUUUUAAACUAAAUUUUAUAUCCAAACAAUGUUUUCAGUCACAAAGAGGAAUUUGCAUUGUCGUGUUUGUAUAUAGAGUAUUGCAGUGCAUGAUUUAGCUUAUGCAUUUUAUUAAAUGCUGUUGUGACAUUAUAUUGUUGCAGUUAAUACUAGUAGCUAAAUGAGGUUUCUACCAUUAAAGUGAAUUACAAAUGUAA